Molecule: messenger RNA, 1401 nt
Organism: Prorocentrum cordatum
Lineage: Eukaryota; Dinophyceae; Prorocentrales; Prorocentraceae
Source: the annotation of a GenBank genome assembly
AUGUGGAUGGAGGACGGCUGGGUCGAGACCCUGGCGCGAAGUGUUACAAGAAGAAUGACCAUUGGAGCUCGUGCAACCAAACUUGCAACCCAUACAGUCUUUGGACGGUGGACGGAUGGGUCACGACGAAUGAGACAGUUUGGGAUUGUGAGGAGAUUCGGCUUCCGUGCACGCACAACGGGGCGUCUUGCGCACUGUCCCAGUGCUGCUCUGAGCCAGGGGCGAAGUGCUACAAGAAGAACGACUAUUGGAGCUCGUGCAACCAAACUUGCAACCCCAACUACAUGUGGAUGGAGGACGGCUGGGUCGAGACGCUCGUGCAACCAAACUUGCAACCCCAACUACAUGUGGAUGGAGGACGGCUGGGUCGAGACGAAUGAGACAGUUUGGGAUUGCGAGGACCUCACCGUGAACCCUGUCGAAUCAGCGGAUCCCGUCGCUGAUGCAGAAGCCGAGGACGAGAAAGGCACGUGCUCUCAGAAUGGGGCGUCGUGCGCACUUUCCCAGUGCUGCUCGGAGCCAGGCUCGACGUGCUACAAGAAGAACGACUAUUGGAGCUCGUGCAACCAAACUUGCAACCCAUACAGUCUGUGGACGGUGGACGGAUGGGUCACGACGAACGAGACAGUCUGGGACUGCACGGAGAUUCGGCCGCCGUGCUCGCAACCCGGGGCGUCUUGCGCACUUUCCCAGUGUUGUUCUGAGCCAGGCGCGAGUUGCUACAAGAAGAAUGACUAUUGGUUCGCGUGCAACCUAACUUGCGACCCCAAUUCCAUGUGGAUGGAGGACCGCUGGGUCAAGACGAACGAGACAGUUUGGGAUUGCGAAGUCAUCAGCAUAGACAGCACCGCUAAUUCCACUGAUGCCGCUGACAUUGAUGCUUCGUCAGACUCCGCGAGUAGCUCCGGCGCUGCGACAGCCUCCGCAUGCUCGCCGAACGGGGAGUCUUGCGCACUUACCAUGUGCUGCUCUGAGCCUGGCGCGAAGUGUUACAAGAAGAAUGACCAUUGGAGCUCGUGCAACCAAACUUGCAACCCAUACAGUCUUUGGACGGUGGACGGAUGGGUCACGACGAAUGAGACAGUUUGGGAUUGUGAGGAGAUUCGGCUUCCGUGCACGCACAACGGGGCGUCUUGCGCACUGUCCCAGUGCUGCUCUGACUCGUGCAACCAAACUUGCAACCCCAACUACAUGUGGAUGGAGGACGGCUGGGUCGAGACGGACGAGACAGUCUGGGAUUGCGAGGACCUCACCGUGAACCCUGUCGAAUCAGCGGAUCCCAUUUCUGUGGACGGUGGACGGAUGGGUCACGACGAACGAGACAGUCUGGGACUGCACGGAGAUUCGGCCGCCGUGCUCGCAGCCCGGGGAGUCUUGCGCAGUUACUCAGUGCUGCUCUGA